Molecule: messenger RNA, 1375 nt
Organism: Sclerotinia trifoliorum
Lineage: Eukaryota; Fungi; Ascomycota; Leotiomycetes; Helotiales; Sclerotiniaceae
Source: the annotation of a GenBank genome assembly
GCAAAUUGCCCAGCAUUGAAUAUUUUGAUAUUCACAUUCUGCAGAAGAGACCUUGAUACGACAUUUAUUAAUUCACAAGUACAGUACACGACACGAUGACUUCUGCUCAACCCAAUCCUUUCCUUCUCGCUGCCGAUAAUUCCCCAGAUCUCCUACCCCUCCUUCGAUCGAACCCCGCCUUGGCUUCUGCCCAAGAUGAACACGGAUAUUCUUUGAUGCACGCUGCUGCUUCUUACAAUCACCUGGACCUUCUGCGAGCUCUUGUUACAGAGUUUAAUGUUAAUGUCGAUUUGAAAGAUGAGGAUGGAGAUACGGCAUUAUUCGUGACGGAAACAUUAGAUUGCGCAAAGCUACUGGUUGAGGAAUUACACGCCAAUUACAAAAUCAGAAGUGCGGAAGAUGGAUAUAAUGCGAGAGAGAGAAUCGAGGCAGAAGGAGACUUUCCAGAAGUUGCGGUAUAUCUUCGAAUCAAGGAGCUUGAAGAAGAAGGGGGCUUGUCAGAAUCAAAUAGAGCAGCAGCACCUACAGUGACGUCGAAUGGCCAUCCACCACCAGUACCCGAAGGAAUAUCGGUUGAUAUUGGUACUAUGAAUCCAGAAGAGGAUGUAGGAGAGGUCAUCGAUCCCGAGUUUAAACGACGAAUUGACGAAUUGGCCGCUCGAGACGAUUUCCAAACACCAGCGGGACAAGAAGAAUUAAGAAAGCUCAUCACGGAAGCAAUUACAGGUGAAGUAGGAGAAGGGCGAGAAGUUCGUCAAAGGACAGAAUGAUUAUCCAUCUAUUCCACUUCCCACAAAAUAUAAUCGUUCGGGAUAGCAGGCAACUUCAGUAUCGUACUGUUCUUGCUCCCGCCAUUCCAGCUUUCACUAAAUCCGCCAACAUAAUACGAAAGCCAUGAAUCUUUUGGUGCUGUGAGUAGAGCUUGGAUAAAGGUACUAUGUGCCCACGCAGGGGAAAUGAAUCCGGUCCAUGUGACUUUCACCAACUCCUCCGUUUCAUCUGAACCUAUUGGUGGAUCAUAACGGGACAGGAAAGUGUCGAUACUGUCGGUUGAAUUUACUCGGGGGCUUUCUAAUGAGAUUAAUGAAAGCCACUCAUGGAUUCCGACGGAAUAUUCCCGAAAGUCUUCAUCAUAGCUGCUAUUGUUCUCUGUUGCAAGCUUUAAAUCAGGUCUUUUGACUUGAAUACCGCUCAAUACUCUUGGAGCGCACGUUAUCUUAUGUGAAUGAUGUGGAGAUAAUGGGUCAGAUGGUAAUACUGGCGAAGGAGUCAGCCUUGCAGCUAGAGGUGUAUAUAGAUCCUCGCCUGUAGUUCCCAAAUUGCAGAAAAGCCACAUCACAGGAGUAGUCAAUACAUUCUUGAAUGCAUAUUCAAU